Molecule: messenger RNA, 1434 nt
Organism: Morus notabilis
Lineage: Eukaryota; Viridiplantae; Streptophyta; Magnoliopsida; Rosales; Moraceae
Product: zinc finger protein ZAT4
Exons: 1
Coding region: 40-1308 (422 amino acids)
Source: RefSeq, a predicted model, not a curated record
GAGAUUUUCUGCCAAGUUUGUGGCAAAGGGUUUGAUUCUAUGAGAGCUUUGUUUGGCCACAUGAGGCACCACUCGGGAAAGAAGAAGAAGAAAGAGCAAAUCCAUUGCAAAAAAUGUGGGAAAGAGUUUGAGUCUUUGAGGGCUCUGAUUGGCCACAUGAAGAGCCAUUCAUCGGAGAAGAGAUUUGUUCUUGGUGGUGGUGUACAAAGAGAGAAGCUUUUUGGGGAAACGAGCCAGUUGGUGCGCAAGAAAAGGUCGAGGAGAUUGUUGAGGUACAGGGCUGUUAGUCCCAAUUGUUCUUUUUCUUAUAAUAAUAUGAGUGAAUGUUCUAGUGGGGUUGAGCUUCUUGAUCAUGAUAAAGAAGUGGAGGAGGUUGCUUUUUGCUUGUUGAUGUUGUCUAGAGGUGUUCACAGCUGGGAUGAAUUCUGCUCGGUCGCCGAGUCGUCGGAUAACUCCGAGUCUCCGAAUCACAUCCCGGGGAAUGGUGAUGGUGAUGGUGAUGGUGAUGGUGAUGAUGGAUGGCUCAAGUUGGUGAAGAAACCAAGGCUGGAGAUGUUGGAGCUGUUUGGUGGGAAGAAAGUGUCCGACUUUAGUGAAAAUGAUUUUGGGCUCGGAAAUGAUGGUGAGGAAAAGAUGGUGAGUUUGGAAGCUUCUGUUUCUAAUGGUGAUACUGAUUAUGAGAAAGAGAAAGAAAGUGAAGAUGGGAUUGGAAAUAUCAACUCCGUCGGAUUGGAAUUUGAUGAGAAUCAAAGAGAGGAAGUAAUAGUAGGAGCGGAUCUUGUUUCUCAUAGCAAGAAGAGCGAGUACAAGUGCAGGACUUGCAACAAGAUUUUCCACUCUCAUCAGGCACUUGGGGGCCACCAAACCAUCCACAGGCUAGCCAAGAACAGCUUCCCCGCCUUCCAAUUCGACGUCACCGCCGCGCGGUGCAGCGAUUUCCCCGGGAUUGAAGCCGAGCCCAAUGAUAAUUCAAUGGAGAUGGAGAUGGAGAUGGAUCGAGUGACUUUGACAAGUUAUGAGAGUAAUACUAACAAUAAGGAGCACAAAUGUCCCAUAUGCUUCAAGGUGUUUGCUUCAGGCCAAGCUUUGGGUGGCCACAAAAGGGCUCAUACUGUUAGAGAUUCUGAAGUUGAAGCGGACCAGAUCACAUUGAUGAAGCAAGAAGUUUGUAAUAUCUCAGAUGUACUUGAUGUUGGUGUUUCAUUGACACUAGGGGAUAUUAACGCCAACAAUGGUGUUCAGCUCAAGCCAUGGUGGGUCAAAAACGACCACAAACAUGAGGUGCUGGUGGGUCUAGUGCCCAACUGAGAGGACUGAUUUCAUCUAAUCAUUGCUCUCUUGGAGUAUCAGUGAUUUUUUCUUUCUUUUCUUUUUUUCUUUUUUGGGUGGUUUGGGGAAAAUUCAUAUAGAAAAAAGCUUUUGUGGUUUUGACUU